Emericellopsis atlantica is the source of this 1447-nucleotide messenger RNA. RefSeq lists its product as uncharacterized. The transcript has 2 exons. The record is from RefSeq and is a predicted model, not a curated record. Lineage: Eukaryota; Fungi; Ascomycota; Sordariomycetes; Hypocreales; Bionectriaceae. The coding region runs from base 1 to 1323 and encodes 440 amino acids.
AUGAACGGCAAGAUGCAUGACACAGCAUCCGAACAAGUACACAGUCCAGCCCCCCCAAUCGGCCAGGAACCGGCCCACGUUGUGAUCGAAGCUGAACCGCAUGAACAAACAAUCCUUCACGAGCAUCCCUUCGAAGCGUCACUGGCCACUCUGCCCGACAACAUCUCCCGCCGCGUCCUUCUCCACUAUGUCCCCAAGACCUGUCCCACCGCCCAGGUCCUAAAAGCCGUCCGCAGCAAUGUCGGCCUCGUGGACGUCUUCCGCUGCCCCCAACUUCUAGGCGAGCCUGACGACGCCCACUUCGAUACCGUCGCCAUCAACUUCUACGACCCCGGCGACGCGCGCCUCUACGUGGCACACUGCCGACAAUACCCCGUCUACCUCGAAGGCGCCGACCAGGUUGCCUAUCAACUGCAUGUACAGGAUCUGCCCCGUGGUCCCCGAGAGAAACUCCCCGAGACUGUCGAGCACAGGGAGGCGUCGGGAUUCCCUCAAGGGGCUGUUGGCUUCAUUCUCACGGCUCUAGGUCACGACUCUCUCAUCGAGGUCCACUACGACGCCACGAGACAGCUGCUCCGCAUCGAGUUUCGUACUGUUGCUGACGCCUACCACGCUGCCCAUGCUAUCUAUGCCGGACGCUUCCCGUAUUUCAAACCGGCACGCGAUGAAACUCACCAUCUCGCCCUCACAGAAGACGAGGACGACAAUGAUACAGCGUCUGGGCCGUCUCUCUAUAGCGUCCUGGACAUGACGCGCGGUUCCCCUUUGCCAUUGCGCGAUAUCGGUGUCGUUGCCCACGUGCCAAGGGACCAUCUGCGCCAGCACUUCGCGGCCACCGUCUACAUGACCGACUGGCCCGAGAGCAGACACUGGAACCCAGACGCCGUUGAAUACGGCGAGCUAGCCCCUUUUCAUCGUCCCCUACCCGGACGCACCACGCGUACCCGCCGCGCCAUGAUACAAGACGCAGGCUUCUUCCAUCGCAAGGCAUGGACAUGGCAGGUGCCAGAGGAUAGAAGAGCUGAAUACGAUGCUCUCCAGAAGACAAUGUUCGAUCGAGAGUGGACCGCUGCCUGGGAGGGUUUCUUUACGGACCACGCUGCUCUGACGAAUAACCUGAUCCAUCAUACGUGGUACGGUACGCUGGCGGCGCAUCGUCGUAAGAUGACGGGGAGUAAUGCGAUGACCUGCAAGGGUGGCUGUGGGAGCCAGGUGUGCAACCAGUUCUUGAUGGCUGCUGAGCAGAUGGCCGUUCAUCGACGCACUCGUCGCAUUCCGCAGGAGGUCCUGGAUCGGCUGCCGGACUGUCAUGUUGACGUCUGAGGUCUGGUGAUGCAUUUUUCGUUGUGGGACUUUGGCGUUGAAAGGUAAUCGGAGAGCAAAGGAAUCAAAAGGCGACAGCGUUGAUCUACAUGAUCUGGAUAGGAGAGGCAAUAUCUCGUAGUUA